GUUGAGCCGAGUAGCACACCCGCAUACCGCCGCCACACAGUUUUGACAUAGUUAAAUGCGUAAUAAAACUUGGCGCUCACUCUGCUUAUCGUCAGAAGCUCCAGGUAAGGUAGCACCAUGGAGGUGGACGACAUCAUGCAGCUACUGGGGGGAUACAAGCCCUUUCAACUGGUGGCAUACCUCUGUCUGGGACUCCUGUACAUGAGGGGGUCGUGGCAUGUGUUCAGUCCAAUGUACCUGGGCUUUGACCCUGGCCAUCACUGCACACCAGCCGCCAACACCUCGCUCAACCUCUCCAUCCCGUGGAAGGAGGAGGAUGGGGUGUGGGGGUGGGACAAGUGUAAGAUGUUCGCCACCCCGGGGGAGGGGAAUGCCACCGUUGCCUGUCAGAAUGGAUGGACAUACAGCUUUCUGCCAGGAGAGACUUCAUUCCUAGCUGAGUGGAACUUGGUGUGCGACAAGGAGUACCUCGUGGAGCUGUCCACUACCAUCUACAUGGUAGGCACUACCUGUGGAGCCUUGUUCCUCUCCCCGCUGUCUGAUGUGUUUGGGAGGAAGACUGUCAUGCUGGCCUGUCUGUGGGCCCAGGCUGUUUUAGGCUUCGGCUUGGCCUGGGUGACAGACCUCAUCACGUACACAGUUGUCAGAUUCUUCAUCGGACUCUUGAACAUGACAAUUGCUCUGUGUGUGUCUGUAUUACUCAACGAAACCUUCGCCUCAACACAUCGUCUCUUGCCCGCUGUCAGUGUCCAGUUCUUUUGGGCUAUGGGCAUAAUGUUGCUGGCUUUAUUUGGCUACCUGGUGAGAAACUGGCGCCAUCUUGAAAUGCUCAUCUCGCUGCCCAACCUCCUCAGUAUUGGCUGCAUAUGGUUAUUAUCGGAGUCCGUUCCCUGGUUGGUCUCAAAGAAAAAGGUGGAUGAGGCCGAGUCAGUGCUCCACCGUGCUGCCAAGAUGAACAAGAUCGCUCUACCUAUUGAUAUCCGCCGCAAGCUUGAAGAUGUAGCCCAGGGGACAUCCUCCACGGCGGAGGGUUCAGUUGGCGUUCGGGAGCAUGGCCUUGAUCGAGAAUGGUCUACGACAAAGCCGGAGCUGGAGAAAUCGGAGGGAUUGGUGAUGCCCGAAGCUACUGAAUCCUAUCUCGCAGCAUUUGGUCUUCUUUGCAUACCAAAGAUUAACAUUUACUGUUUCAUCAUGUUCUUUUUAUUUUUGGCCAACAGUCUGGGGUAUUUUGGAGUACUAUUCCUGACGCCAACCCUGGACGGUGAUCGUUUCCUGAACCUGUUCUUGAGUGCUCUUGUGGAGAUACCGGCGUAUAUCAUCGCAUACGCCAGUAACCGAUGUAUCGGCCGGCGAAUUCCCAUGAGUGUGUUCCUCCUCGUCUGCGCCGUCUCAAACAUUGGCGCCAUCUUUGUUCCAAGUACUGCCGCUGACGGAAGUGAUAUAUCCUGGUUGAAGACAACCUUGGUGAUGAUUGGGAAGUUCGGCAUCACCGGAUCUUACUCAACCGUGUAUCUGUAUGCCUCAGAGAUGUUCCCCACGUCCGUCAGGAACCACGCUCUGGGAAUGUGUUCCUUUUUUGAAAACAUUGGUAGCAUGGCAGCACCAUUCAUGGUCCUAGCGGCAAAGACAAAGACUUACCUCCCCUUGUCCAUAUUCGGUGGUCUGACCGCGGCGGGUGGGCUGCUGGUGCUCGGACUGCCAGAAACUCACAAGCGCCCCCUACCCCAAACUGUGAAAGAGGUACAGAGUUGGGGGCGUGGCAGGGGGUAUCUCAGGUCCAUGACUGGGUCGGUGAACCAUGCCUUUGACACGAAAAACUGACAGGAACUAUUCACAGGUUGAUGUCAUCUGUCGAGUCUGAGAGUCUUGUACAACGUAUGAAACACCAUGCUGACAGCAUUAGAUAAUUAGUUUUUAACUAGUGUCUAUAAACUGUGUGCUUGUAAGAUAUACAUGUAGUCAUUGUAAGCAUAUCUUUGCUGUAUAUCUGGGUUCAUCCAGUUACGUGUGUGCUACUUGCUAUCCCUUACCUAUUGUCCGCAGAUCACAACAUAUCAUAUAUGUCAUUUCACUGGUUGAAGUCAUGCCUUCUCAAUUGCGGUGUAGGAAACUACAUCUAAACUUCAUUAUAUGCAGAAGCCCAGAAGUUGUUAUCCAUUGUUUGUGCUUUCUCAUGUACUCACCAAUCAUACAGUUAGUCUAAAUGAUCAUUUGUUCCACCUACAGUGCACUACAGUUAUAACAAACUCAAAGGGACCUCUAAUUUUUGUUGGUAUAACCCUAGUUUGUUAUACGCAUUUCAAAUAAAAUAUACAGCAAUAUAUUAGCCCAAAACAGUUAGUUACAUGCGUCUGUUUGUUACAAGUGUAGUUUACUGUAGAUAGAAAAGCAGAUUAUGAAGUCGCUUCCCUUAAAAUAAACAUCCAAACUUGUAAAACAUUUCAAUAACAUACGAGAAAAUAAACGUGAUAUUUCUAA
Haliotis rubra (blacklip abalone) is the source of this 2478-nucleotide messenger RNA. RefSeq names its product organic cation transporter protein-like. Bases 118 to 1821 code for a protein of 567 amino acids. Gene Ontology annotation, cellular component: membrane. Gene Ontology annotation, molecular function: transmembrane transporter activity. The transcript is spliced from 9 exons. The record is from RefSeq and is a predicted model, not a curated record. Gene Ontology annotation, biological process: transmembrane transport. Lineage: Eukaryota; Metazoa; Mollusca; Gastropoda; Lepetellida; Haliotidae.